AUGUACUUCACCACCUCGUCCGCUUCCUUCGCGCGCGCGCACUCCUCGUGCGCCAGUCCCGCCGUCCACGCCCCCGCGCCGCCCGCGCACAUGUGCAGCAGCACGUUGCACGAGUGCGGCGCCAGCGCGUACGCUUCGCUCCUUCGCGCGUCCUCGAACGCGUCCCACGCCGCGGCGAACUCGUCCCGCUGA
Molecule: messenger RNA, 192 nt
Organism: Ostreococcus lucimarinus CCE9901
Lineage: Eukaryota; Viridiplantae; Chlorophyta; Mamiellophyceae; Mamiellales; Bathycoccaceae
Exons: 1
Coding region: 1-192 (63 amino acids)
Source: RefSeq, a predicted model, not a curated record